Salvelinus fontinalis (brook trout) is the source of this 2010-nucleotide messenger RNA. RefSeq names its product E3 ubiquitin-protein ligase RNF152-like. Gene Ontology annotation, molecular function: ubiquitin protein ligase activity; metal ion binding. The record is from RefSeq and is a predicted model, not a curated record. The transcript has 2 exons. NCBI's taxonomy places the organism in Eukaryota, Metazoa, Chordata, Actinopteri, Salmoniformes, Salmonidae. The coding region runs from base 1094 to 1618 and encodes 174 amino acids.
UUUCAAAACAACUACCUUAUACACACAGGUGUAAAGGAAUGAAUAAGAACAUAAAUAUAUGGAUGAGCGAUGGCAUAGGCAAGAUGCAGUAGAUGGUAUUGAGUACAGUAUAUACAUAUGAGAUGAGUAAUGUAGGCUAUGUAAACAUUAUAUAAAGUGGCAUUGUUUAAAGUGACUAGUGAUACACUUUAUUACAGGGCUUUGUAUGCGUCGUGGAAGUUAGAGUAGCAAUGAUCCAGAAUGUUGCCAGCCCGUGUCGUGCAUUCGAUAUACUGAUAAAAUUUAGGGAGCCUUGAUUUCAGAUUAGCUUUGUUAAAAUCCCCAGCUACAAUAAAUGCAGCCUCAGUAUAUAUGGUUUCCAGUUUACAUAGAGUCCAAUUAAGUUAUUUUUAAUCGAAGAGGAUUCCCUUGGUAGAUAAUGCGGUCGGCAUUUGAUUGUAAGGAAUUCUAGGUCAGGUGAACAAAAGGACUUGCGUUCCUGUAAGUUGUUAUGAUCACACCACAACUCGUUAAUCAUAAGGCAUACACCCCCACCCUUCUUCUUACCAGAGAGAUGUUUGUUUCUGUCGGCGCGAUGCAUGAAGAAACCGGGUGGCUCUACCGACUCUAACAUAUCCGGAGUGAGCCAUGUUUCCAUGAAGCAGAGAAUGUUACAAUCUCUGAUGUCUCUCUGGAAGGUAACCCUUGCUCGAAUUUCGUCUACCUUGUUGUCAAGAGACUGGACAUUGGCAAGUAGUAUACUCGUGAGCGACGAGCCCGUCUACGGAGCCUAACCAGAAGACCGCGCCGUCUGCCCCUUCUGCGGCGUCGUUGUUUUGGGUCGCCUACUGGGAGCCGAUCCAUUGUCCUGGGUGGUGGUCCAAACCGAGGAACUGCUUCGGAAAAGUCGUAUUCCUGGUCGUAAUGUUGGGUUGAUGGAGCCAGACAUGGAUUAAACUAAGUACUGUGACACAACAUCUGUAAAGACGAGAGGAGGAGAGACGUCAAGAGCAGAAACAUCUGUAAAUCUAUCUAUGGUUCCAUAAUCUGCAUAUUCAUACCGCGGGAACCACAGACUGUUUGUGGUUUGACAUAACAGACCAAACUCAUCAUAAUGGAAUCUCUCUCACAACAAGAGUCCAUUCUAGAUUGUCAGAUCUUACAACAAGACUCCAUGUUAGAAUGUCAGAUCUGUUUCAACUAUUACAGUUCGUGGCGUAGGCCCAAGCUCCUGGACUGCCAGCACACCUGCUGCUCAGUGUGCUUGACCCAGAUGAGGAUGAGCCAGAGUGAGCUGCGCUGCCCCUGGUGUCGCUGUGUCACCACUCUGCCCCCAGGGGUCUCUGUCUCCCAACUCCUAGAUGACCCGGACACUAUGGCCAUCAUCUCUGUCCCAUACACACCUGUCUUCAUACGGCUGCCGUGUAACGCCUACCUUCCAGUAGAACACCAUGAGAGGGCUACAGGGAUGGAGGAGGAACAUGGGAUGAGGGAAGGGGAGGGUAGUUGUAAGGGCGCAUUUGGGACCAGGUUCUGCUUAGUGGUUGUUGUGGGAUUUGUCCUACUCUUACUUGUGUACAUUAUACUGCACAGCAUGACCUGCAAAUCAGAACAGUUCACCAUGAUAUCCUGUGGCUGAAAGACUUGAUGAUAAUAAUAAGCUAUUUGGGAUCUUUUUCUCACUCCCCAAAAUUACAGGACAUUGUCACAAUGCCAGCAUUCAGGCUAUUUCUUAACCAGGAAUAGUACUGCCAUACUGAGUAAGGAAAUGGUUGUCAUACUUUGUAUUUCGAAAGUGUUCAGAUAUAUUGAAGAUUUUUAUUUUUACUUUUUCAAAUUAUUUCUCAUGUCUUUGUGCAAUAGACAGUUAAAAAAUUAAACCAAUCACCAUUAUGCUUCUCUGUUGUGAUUCACCCAGAAAAGCACAAAUCAGAUGUUAUUGUCACAAACACAUUGAGCAGAUGUUAUAUGUGUAGCGAAAGGCUUACUUGUGUUAAUUCAUAUGAAAAACAUAAAACGGACCCAUCUUUA